Myripristis murdjan (pinecone soldierfish) is the source of this 2347-nucleotide messenger RNA. It is a transcript of the gene fam53b, whose product is annotated as family with sequence similarity 53 member B. Gene Ontology annotation, biological process: positive regulation of canonical Wnt signaling pathway; protein import into nucleus. The coding region runs from base 381 to 1652 and encodes 423 amino acids. The record is from RefSeq and is a predicted model, not a curated record. Gene Ontology annotation, cellular component: nucleus. The transcript has 5 exons. NCBI's taxonomy places the organism in Eukaryota, Metazoa, Chordata, Actinopteri, Holocentriformes, Holocentridae.
AAACUUGGACAGUAGUGCACUGGGGCAAUGUUGUAGCUGCAGGAGCUGCCCGGAGCAGGACUUGAAGUUGCUGCUCGUCUAGCUUCCUGUUUGACGCCGUUGUUUUGCCUUGGUGCGCAAAACAACAACAACAACAUCAACAACAACAGCAAGUCAAGAUGGUCAAGCGAAACUAGCUAUAAAACCAGCUGCUGGUUUUGUCAGUCGUGGGAUCCAGCGAGAUGUCCACCGUGCUGCUUGAUUGGACCGAGGAGUGAAGUGCAUUCCUGGAGGGGUUGAGUGGUGCUGUCUGUCCGUAUGAGAAAUCAGCCUGCUCACACCAUGCCCAUCGAAAUGGCCUCCAGCCUUAUUUGCCUGCACUGGAAUGGCUUGGGACAAAGAUGUGUGUUGCCAUGGUGAUCAUUUACAAGAAAACACUGGAAAAGAAGGGUGUUGAAGAUGUAACAUCCAAAAGGCCGGAUUUGGGCCCGUUCCAGGCGCAGACCAUGAGCCAGGGGACUGCGCUCUUCUCUUGCGGACUCAUGGAGACGAGCCGGUGGCGUGAGGUCAGUCAGGGCUGUGCCUUGCAGCAGAGGCCAGUGGGGGCCAGUCUGGAGAGCCUGUGGGACGUCCUGCCUGAGGUGCAUCAGAGUCCUGGUCAUUGGGGUUGGGAGGUUGGCACCGCCUCGAGCACCAUCACCAGCUUGCUGCAGAACCUCAGCCUGACCGAGGCUGCGUCUUCACCCUCCACUGCACCCCCCAGCAAGCGGCAGUGCCGAUCCCUAUCUUGCUCAGAUGAGCUGGGUGGUUGUCGCUCUGCCUGGCGCCCUCAGGGCUCACGGGUGUGGACAACAGUGGAGAAGAGGAGGUGCCACAGUGGUGGCAGUGUCCAGCGUGGCGGUGCCGGGGGUGCGCAGGUCAGCUUCCCAGCCAUGCAGCGCAGUUCCAGCUUUAGCCUGCCCACCCGCUCCAACACCCUCGAGCUGCCGUGCUUCACCCAGCGUCUGCCCUGCCCCUCUGCCUUCACUGGCCUGGCUCCUUCCUCCUCUGCGCCCCUGUCCUCUGAGCCCCCAGCGCAGCCCCUCUACCUCUCUCAUGAACAGAUCUGCCUCCCAGAGCCCCGUGGGCCCUCUCCACCCAGCUCCCCUGACUCCACUCCAGAGCUGGAGCGCCGUGGCGGGCAGGGGGGGCUGGCCCGCAGCCACUCACAGCCGUGCGUCCUCAACGACAAGAAGAUUGGCAUGAAGCGCAGGAGACCAGCUGACACACACAAGCAGAGGCCUUCCCUGGACCUGGCCAAGAUGACACAGAAACUUAGGAAUUUCCACAGCCUGAGCUGCCCUGGGAUCACAGGGGAAGACAGCUGCCAGUCAGGCCAAGCCCUCCCCAUUCUCAGGAGCACAGCCCAAUGUGAGACCGACUUCUCGUCUGUGAGUGAACAAGGCUUGGAGGACGUUCAACCCCGGACCAAAGAGGGCGAGACCACCCGGAGCAUGGCAACGGAUCCCACCAUCGAGGAGCUGGACUGGAACUCCCCAGACUGUGGCGACAUGACGGCAGGGACAACCAAUGGGAAGGACCGUGAGCCUCUGUGGGCAGGGCUAUGUAGCACAAGGAAGGACAUGUUUCAGCUGGGAGGUGAGCUCGACAUUGAGCAGAUUGAGAGGAACUGAGCUGAACUGCCUCCCCUCCGAGGGUACAGCAAGUAAACCAUGCUGAUAGUCUUACGGACAAAACAAGUGGAUAGCAGGGAGUGCCGCAGCACUUGCCUUGACUUUUUUCUCAAGGAGAGAUUGAGCAGGAGCUUUGUGGGCCGGGGGCCCAAUGAGGACUGCAGUCAGAAGCUACUUCCCCCUGUGCGGUAUCUCAAAUGUGUCUCAGGAGAACAAGGAAGCUGAUGGGGCAGGGGGCGGGGGAGGGGGGCUGUUGUACUGGGGUCUUAAAGCAUUUCUCUGUAACCCUGAUUACCUGUCUGUACUAGGUAUGGAGAGAAUACACAGCAGGUUUGUACAAAUUCUCUGCACUAGAAAUAGUGAAUGUUUCUCUGACGUUCUUCAGUAGUACAUGGGUACAUGAUGGACAGAAAAUGGAGACUACUUUGAGAGCUACUGUUAGUAAAGCCCCUUUCACUCUUAACUGAGCAAUGAGCUGCACGCACACACAAUCCAUUAAGUAUAUUGAUGAGCUUAACAUUUCACACAGUAACAUCGGGUGAUUUUUUUUUUUUCUCCGAGAUCUGUGCUCCUCUGUUUGAGAGAAACUUAGUGAUGCUAAUAGCGUUAAUAUUCUUCUUUUUACAGUUUGUAACUACAAAGCUAUGUUAAACAUGAACAUAUUUCUAUACAAAUAAACACAGUUUUAAAUGUGU